This is a messenger RNA of Salvia splendens (bonfire salvia), 2730 nucleotides long. RefSeq lists its product as uncharacterized. The transcript is spliced from 4 exons. The coding region runs from base 1526 to 2209 and encodes 227 amino acids. Lineage: Eukaryota; Viridiplantae; Streptophyta; Magnoliopsida; Lamiales; Lamiaceae. The record is from RefSeq and is a predicted model, not a curated record.
ACGAGAACAUCUUCGCAGUACCCUGUUUCAAUAACAUCAUUCAUCAGCACAGACAACACCGAACAUCAAAAUCAUGUUUCAUUUCAUCAAACAAAAAAGAUGCAUAUGAAUAUCAAGACAUGCUCUAUCUCAGGCAUCAAUCUUAAAUCCCUCUAUCGAAAUCCUACUAAAUCUCGGGCCUGAUGGAGAUUGGCCAUCGAAGGGGAUCCAUUCUUCCACGACGAUGGUCUGAUGCAUGGCAGGUGGCAUCAAGAUCACUCCCAAUCGCAUUGUCGUUGGCAUUUGUUUCAACUACAAACGCCUUGCUGAUUUGGUAAACCAACACCUCAUUGCUCACCAUAGACUCUUCUAUUCGUUAAAACCAAUUCGACCACCAUUUUUUCACUAGCUCUGACGAACUAUGGUUUUUGAUUGAAGCAUCUUAAAAAUUGUCCGGUUUCUAGCCUUCUGACUCAGAUGCUCAUCUUUAGCUCGACACGAAGAUGCUGCAAGACCACUCUGAAUCCCAUUGUCGAUGGCAUUUGUUUCAACUACAAACCACUGCUGAUUUGGUAAACCAACACUUAAAUCCCGUUCAACUACCCUUUCGUCACUGGCUCUGUGUGAUCAGAUGAACUACGAAUUUGAUUCUCUCAAUAUUGACGCGCUGAGCAUCUGAAAGCCUUUCCACAUGCAGAACGCUGGAUGACGAACCUCAAAGCUCAACACAAAAAUGUGUCUUUUUCCCACUUUCUGACUCAGAUGAUCGAUUUCAGCUCGAAACAAAGUAGCUGCAAUGCCAAAAUUGCCAAGCUAUAGGUAACUCCAAGCCACAUAAAGUUCUAUCAGUCUUUCGCUGUAUCAUAGUACACGAAAACAGUAUGUUCAGUUCACCACAUUCCUCUCAUCUUCUCCAAAUCAUCCAAAUCAACAACCAAACCAGUGCCACAGAAUCAGAGAAUACAACAGGGUUAUCAUCUUGCAUUAGCUCCAAACAUCACAUAUCGAAUUUAAGAUAGUCGAAACAACAAAUUAACAUAAAUCCUAAUAAUCACAAUGCAUCUUAGCAAGCUUUCUGUGCUUACUGUUUAUGUUAUUCAAAAUAUAAUCAACAAGGAAUCUCAAUAAGAUCACAAAAUUUUGCUCAAAGUAAUCAAUGCAAAUGUGUAAUCGAAGUCUAAACACAUUAUUUUUUCAAUUAAACCCUAACUUAAUCAAACCGCACAUUUUCUCAUAAACCUAAUCGUUGUUGCAGAGUAAAAUCAAACGAAAUCUCACCGGAAUCUCGAAUUCCCCAAUUAUGUUUUACAGAACAAGGCCCAAUUACUCUUUACAGAACAAAGGCCCAAUUAUGCUUUAUUCAUUGCCCAACAAAGAAACCAAUCUCUCUCACUCCCUCACUAUUCACGCCUGAGAAUUCGCCGGCGACGGCAGCAACAGCGGCGCCGAAGCAUAUUAUGCUGUUUGUCUUCUCUUAGCCAUGAACGAUUGAUGAUUUACAAUACUCUGCAUCUGGACGCUAUUUCUCACCUUAAAUCAGAAUAAAAUGGAUGCUAAAGCAUUGGCGAAAUCGAAAAGAGCUCAUUCACUGCAUCAUAAGAAGAAGCAUCAUUCACAGCAAGGGUUAAAGGCGUCUUCACCUUCAGCUGGUUCAGAUUUUAAGCAGGCUAGUGAACGACCUGCAAAAUCCGAAGGUCAGCAAGCUAAGGAGAGAACUUCACAAUUUCAAAGCUCGAGAGAAAUUCCUUCGAAUUGGAAUCGCUAUGGUGAUGCUGAUUUCGGUUUGGCAUCUGAAAACGCUCGGGAAAUCUCAAGUCAGCUGACUGAGUUUGUGAUGCCGAAAAGUAAAGGUGCAGACUAUGCUCACAUGAUUUCAGAGGCUCAAUUGGAUUAUUCUUCAGAUCUUGUGCCUUUGUUCGAUGAUUUUAUCGGCGACUUUAUGCAGGACUUUGGUUCGAUGCUUGCUGCCAAGGGGCAAAGCAUGCUCUCGUGGAUUGCUGAUGAUAGUUUCGAGUUUGAAGGCAAUGCAAGCAUCACUCCGCAGGCACCGUUUCUUUCCCUUAAUCUAGAUGCCCUUGCCGAACAACUUGCAAAACAAAGCUGUCGGAGAGGUUAUAUCUACAAUCAGACCUUUUACCCCUGGAUCUGUUGGACGAGGCACGUGGCGAAGACAAACAAGCUCCUCAAACUGCUACAUCGACUUCAUCCCUCAGUAACGAUCAUUCAGUAACCGCUACUGGAGAUCUCCUCGUUCAAACCUCCAAAGAAGAACCGAAUCCUUCAAAGAAAAACACGGAUCAGAUCUUGCAGCCGCAAGCAACUAACAGAAGUAAUUCCACUUCUGGGAAGCCAUCCAAAUUCGAGGAAACUGCUGCAGAAGCAGAACUCGACGAGCUUCUGAAUUCAUUCAGUGAUACUGCAGUUCCCAGGGAACAAAGAAUCCCGUUGUCUGGAGAUGCUGUUGAUAUUCUUCGGGAGGAAACAUCGUGGAUCGUAUCAUCAAAUGCAAACAUUGAAUCUGUGUCAUCAAGUAAGAAUCCAAUUUCUAAAUCUGGAAUUGUGGAUGAUUUUGGUUCAUGGUUAGAUACAAUUUAAAUUUACUUAAAUUGCAAUCAAGUAGGGCUGUCUUUGUUGUAACGAUAAAGUCAUAAAACUGUGCUACCACAUUAUGACUCGUCACACAAGGUUAUUUUAGUAGUAAUUUUUUGUAAAAAUAGUAAAUUAUAGGAGUAUUUAGUAUCGAUAAAGAAA